CGGGAGUUUCUGAGGUUCAAGAUCUCUAUGCCCUAACCUGCCAACUUGGACCAGAGACCCUGCAUUUGACACCAUGGACCCAUCAGACCGCGAGGACACCAUGGACCCAUCAGACCGCGAGGACACCCCAGCGAGCAGAAACUUCAUCGAGGAAGUCAAGGAGUAUCUGCAGCACACGUUGAGCAGGGCAGACCUGAGGCUGCUGCUGACUGAAGACGGAGCCUGGGAGGCCUUCGUGGCUGAGGCUGAGCUGUCCAGAGCUGAUGAAGGUAAAUUACGGGACGCCCUCAAUUCACUCACAGAAAACAUGGCUGUGGAAGACCAGGAUAGGCUCCAACGUGACCUGCGGGACACGGAGAGGUUUAUGGAUGUGUUUCCUCAGGUGAAAAUGGAGCUGGAGGCCCACAUCAGGAAGCUCCGUGCCCUUGCAGACAAGGUUGACAAGAUUCACAAAGACUGUACCAUCUCCAAGGUGGUGGCCGGCUCCACCAGUGCUGUGUCUGGGGUCCUGACCCUCCUUGGCCUCACCCUGGUACCCGUGACAGCUGGGGUCAGUCUGGUGCUCUUGGCAACAGGGAUGGGACUGGGAGCAGCAGCAGCUGUGACUAGUGUCUCUACUUGCAUUGUGGACUCUGUGAAUGAGUCAUCAGCCAAAACGGAAGCCAGCCACCUAGUGUCAACCAGCAUGGCCAAAGUGAAGAUGGUUGCAGGGGCCGUGGCUCACUCAGGAUCCCAAAUCUAUUCCUUGUCUGAGAACUGCUACCGAGUCCUGCGAUGCAUUGAGCAGAGCAUCUAUGCCAUCAAGCUCACCAAAGCCAACCCCGCCUUAGCAGCCAGUGCCAAACGCCUCAUGACCAUGGGGAGCAUCUCUGCCCAAAGCAGCAAGCAGGUGAAGAAAGGCUUUCAGGGCACCACCCUGGCAAUGAGCAGAAGAACCUGGAUCAUGGGUAUAGCCAUUGCAGGUGUGUCCCUCAUUUCAGAUGUGAUCAACCUUGUAAACGAGUCCAAGCAUCUGCACAAGAGGGCCAAAGCAAAGUCUGCUGAGGAGCUGAGGCAGCAGGCUCAGGAGCUGGAGGAGAAGUUGCAAGUGCUCAUCCAGAUCCACGACAGUUUGCAGUCAGGCUCAGCUCAGUAACACCCUUCCUUUCCCGGAGUAGUGUAGAAGUCCAGGGAGGUGUUUGGAUAGAGACAGAGGCAUUUUGCGAAAGGGGGUUAAGUCCAUGGUGUUCAGGACUUAGGCAUUUCUUCUUUCCAAAAACUUUGUUGUGGUUUUAUUUAUAUGUGUAUGUGUGUAUCUGAGCAUCU
This is a messenger RNA of Psammomys obesus (fat sand rat), 1305 nucleotides long. Its product is annotated as apolipoprotein L2-like. Gene Ontology annotation, biological process: lipoprotein metabolic process; lipid transport. Gene Ontology annotation, cellular component: membrane; extracellular region. NCBI's taxonomy places the organism in Eukaryota, Metazoa, Chordata, Mammalia, Rodentia, Muridae. The record is from RefSeq and is a predicted model, not a curated record. Bases 74 to 1135 code for a protein of 353 amino acids. Gene Ontology annotation, molecular function: lipid binding. The transcript is spliced from 4 exons.